AUGUGUCGCUACCAGGGUCCGCAAGUCACUGCAUACUCCACUAUGCAUAACCAAGAGCUGCUCGCAGAAGAAAACAUGGACCCCUGUCGAGUACUUGAUGCUAUCGAAUCAUGGCCACCGAUAACCAUGGAAACCUAUUGUUACGCGAGUGAAUUAGAACAAACGACAGGCCAAACAGAGUGGACAGAUGGGAUCAAUUCGAGAUAA
Opisthorchis viverrini is the source of this 207-nucleotide messenger RNA. RefSeq lists its product as hypothetical. NCBI's taxonomy places the organism in Eukaryota, Metazoa, Platyhelminthes, Trematoda, Opisthorchiida, Opisthorchiidae. The coding region runs from base 1 to 207 and encodes 68 amino acids. The record is from RefSeq and is a predicted model, not a curated record. The transcript has a single exon.